GCCAAUUCACUAGCAGCACAUGUACGAGCAGUACCCGCUUUGCCCGAUACCCAUCCUGGACCUGGUCAUAUGCCUUCCCUUCCAGUUCUACUUGAUCAGAAUCCAAUUGUCAAAAUCGCGCGCAACGUCUAGUAUGCUCUAUGUGCCCGAUCCCAACCGUCUGCUUACGUUCUGCAGCGCUAGAAGGUCCUGAAAUGCAGGCCCCAACAAUCG
Guyanagaster necrorhizus is the source of this 213-nucleotide messenger RNA. RefSeq lists its product as uncharacterized. The transcript has 2 exons. The coding region runs from base 20 to 193 and encodes 57 amino acids. The record is from RefSeq and is a predicted model, not a curated record. NCBI's taxonomy places the organism in Eukaryota, Fungi, Basidiomycota, Agaricomycetes, Agaricales, Physalacriaceae.